CCCAGAUUGUUUUUCGGUUUUCUCUUUUUCCCACAUAGACCCUGCGCUAUAUAAGCUCCCGAAAGCUAAAGGGACCCAACGAACAAGGUCUCUGCGACAAGAUAUAAGGACUGAAAAUGUCGACACCGCCGGCGGCUGCAACAAGCCCGAAGAGCGAGAAAAGUCCUGCCAAGAAUACUGCGAAAAGUCCCUCAAAGAGUCCCUCAAAGAGCCCUUCAAACAGCCCCCCUCAACAUGCACAGGUGAAUGUUGGAGAUACCGGCAUUCUGGAACCUACACAUUGGCAGCAGCUUGCCGAGGAGGAGAAUGUGAACCAAGACGAUGAUGCUCAUUCGCUGAGCGAAGAAAGUCUCGCGUCCUCGACAGAUUCAGUGACUUCUAGUAUUUUUGAAUACCGCAAGCUUCAUGGGAGGACAUAUCAUCGGGAAAUUGGCAGUUCACAGUACUGGGCUGCAAACGAUGAAAGACAAAGUGAACUGCUCGAUAUCAACCACCACUGUCUGACGCUGGGUAUUGGAGGAAAGACGCACCUCGCCCCUCUUGAUACUGAGAAAAUUACAAAAGCGCUUGACAUUGGAACAGGCACUGGUAUCUGGGCUCUAGAUUUCGCUGAUGAAUAUCCCAACGUGGAAGUUAUCGGCACCGAUGUAUCGCCAAUUCAGCCCUCUUGGGUCCCACCGAACCUGCAAUUUGAGAUCGAAGACUGUACCCAAGAGUGGACGUUUGCGCCCAACUCAGCCGACUACAUUCACAUCCGCUGGCUCAUCGGCAGUAUCCCCGACUGGUAUAAAUUCUUCCGCGAGGCCUAUAAGACCUGCAAGCCAGGUGGUUGGGUCGAGAGUUUUGAACCUUCGGGUAUUAUCACCAGUGACGAUGACACCGUGAAGGAGAGCUCUGCACUGGGUCAGUGGGGUAAGCUGUUUAUUGAAGGGGCUAAGAAGCUAGGUGUGAGCUUCACUGUAUAUGAAGAAGAGCUACAGCGGAAAGCCAUGGAAGCUGCUGGCUUUGUUGAUAUCCAGCAAUUCGAGUACAAGACUCCAAUUGGCGGCUGGCCCAAAGAUCCAGAGCUGAAGGAGCUCGGCCAGUUCGGCAAGCUUGCGUUCCUUGCCGAUCCCGAAGGUUUCGUGCUUUUUGUUGCAAAUACGAUCGGUUGGACGGAGUCGGAAAUCCAUGUGUUCCUUGCGCAUGCUCGGAGGGAGAUUCACUCGGGCAAGCAUCAUCCAUACUACAAGCAGCGAGUCGUAUGGGGCCGUAAGCCUGAAGAAUAAUCAGUAAUUCCGUCUUGAAUGCCCUCGGGUUUCUUACAUGAGGGGAAUUUUGGUAGUGAGAGUAGUGGUCCUGUCUGCGGUGAAGAUGAUAUCGCACGCACUACUAAACUCAAAUGGUCUGAUUUAGUUGCUAGUAAUUUUUCAUUUAAUACACGAACUACAGUAUUCGAAGC
Molecule: messenger RNA, 1441 nt
Organism: Fusarium odoratissimum NRRL 54006
Lineage: Eukaryota; Fungi; Ascomycota; Sordariomycetes; Hypocreales; Nectriaceae
Exons: 9
Coding region: 117-1268 (383 amino acids)
Molecular function (GO): methyltransferase activity
Source: RefSeq, a predicted model, not a curated record